Penicillium malachiteum is the source of this 1206-nucleotide messenger RNA. Its product is annotated as FPP/GGPP synthase family protein. The transcript has a single exon. NCBI's taxonomy places the organism in Eukaryota, Fungi, Ascomycota, Eurotiomycetes, Eurotiales, Aspergillaceae. Gene Ontology annotation, molecular function: prenyltransferase activity. Gene Ontology annotation, biological process: isoprenoid biosynthetic process. Bases 1 to 1206 code for a protein of 401 amino acids. The record is from RefSeq and is a predicted model, not a curated record.
AUGAGUUCCAACCUGAACUUAGAGCCUCCAAGCCCUAUCCCUCCUCGAACAAGCUCCGCAAAUGCUCCUACAAGCCCAACAAGCCCAUCCGCGCAUCGGCAUCGGCUCUCCGUCGCAGGCGGGGAACCCUCCCCGAAAAUCAGGCACCGCCGCAACAAGUCCAGCGUGGAUGGCACCAAACACAAAGAUGGGCAGUGGUCUGAGAAAAACGAGGAGAUCGUGAUGGGUCCCUAUGACUAUCUUCAGUCACACCCCGGCAAGGAUGUGCGUCGCCUAUUGAUCGAUGGCUUUGACUCUUGGCUCCAGGUGCCAGCAGAGAGUCUGGAGAUCAUCACCAAGGUGGUAGCCAUGCUGCACACGGCAUCGUUACUGUUAGUCGCUCCUUACCUACCCGCUAACAAUGCACUGCGACUUCCCAGAACUGGAUUCACUGACAUGUAUCUCCCCCCACACAGGAUCGAUGAUGUCGAAGAUAGCUCCGUCCUCCGUCGCGGUAUCCCAGUCGCCCACAAUAUCUUCGGCACUGCGCAGACCAUCAACUCAGCCAACUACGUCUAUUUCCUGGCUCUGCAGGAGGUCCAGAAACUGAAUAACCCGGCCGCGAUCGACAUUUUCGUGAAGGAGCUCUUGAAUCUUCAUCGCGGUCAGGGGAUGGACCUCUUCUGGCGUGAUACGUUGACUUGCCCGACGCAGGAUGAGUAUCUCGAAAUGGUGGGAAACAAGACAGGUGGAUUGUUCCGGCUUGCGGUGAAGUUGAUGCAAGCAGAAAGUGCAACGGGUAAGGACUGUGUUAGCCUUGUGAAUGUCAUGGGCCUGAUCUUUCAGAUCUGUGACGACUACUUGAAUCUUUCCAAUACGACCUACACCGAGAACAAGGGUCUAUGCGAGGACCUGACUGAGGGCAAAUUUUCUUUUCCCAUUAUUCAUAGUAUUCGUUCGAAUCCCGGGAGUCACCAGCUUAUCAGUAUCUUGAAGCAGAAGACGACUGAUGAGGAAGUAAAGCGUUAUGCCGUGCAGUACAUGAAGAGCACUGGGAGCUUCGAGCAUUGUCAAGUUGUGGUGCGGGAGCUGCGAGACCGAGCCUUAUCCCUGAUCGACGAGAUCGAUGCUACACCCAAUAUCAAUGGUGCUGGGAAUGGAAAUAAGGUACGAGCGGUUUUGAUGAAUAUUGUGAAAUCCACCCUUGGGGAGGAGAACCCGCAAUGA